Sus scrofa (pig) is the source of this 1280-nucleotide messenger RNA. RefSeq names its product cytochrome c, somatic (gene CYCS). NCBI's taxonomy places the organism in Eukaryota, Metazoa, Chordata, Mammalia, Artiodactyla, Suidae. Gene Ontology annotation, molecular function: electron transfer activity; heme binding. The record is from RefSeq and is marked provisional.
GACCCAGAAAGCGGGACGUCCGGCCUGCGAGUGGUGGCUUGUCUGUUGAGCUCGGCGAAAGAACGAUUUUAAAAUGGGUGAUGUUGAGAAGGGCAAGAAGAUUUUUGUUCAGAAGUGUGCCCAGUGCCACACUGUAGAAAAGGGAGGCAAGCACAAGACUGGUCCAAACCUCCAUGGUCUCUUUGGGCGGAAGACAGGUCAGGCUCCUGGAUUCUCUUACACAGAUGCCAACAAGAACAAAGGCAUCACCUGGGGAGAGGAGACACUGAUGGAGUACCUGGAGAAUCCCAAGAAGUACAUCCCUGGAACAAAAAUGAUCUUCGCUGGCAUUAAGAAGAAGGGAGAAAGGGAAGACUUGAUAGCUUAUCUGAAAAAAGCUACUAAUGAGUAAAAGUUGGCCACCGCCUUAUUUAUUACAAGACCGACAUGUCUCAUGACUUUUAUAUGUGUACCAUAUUUAAAUUGAUCUCAUACUCUAGAAUUCAGAUCAUGUAUGGCUGAUGGAAUGUUUCUGUUGGAUGGUCCUGAUUUAAAUAAGAUUGGUUGGUGGCUAAAUGAAUAUGGUCAGCUGUUUGAAUUUUAAUAUUAAUUCUAGUUCAACAAGUACUAUCACUGUCUUUCCCUUCUACAGAGAUGGUUAAACUUGAAUGUGGAGUGUUAAACUUUUCAGGAAAAUGGUGAAUACCUUCUCAGAACCUAUAGGAGAUUGGUUUUAUAUUUAGAUUUCUAUAACUGGUUAUAUUAAUAUAUUUAAAUACUGAGAAGAUCCCUUCACUGUCUCAUAGAACAGAGCAAGAUUCACCUGUGUUUCAAGUUGUGUUCACUAGCCUGUUAAGGCAUGAGCCAAUGGUAAACUGACAGUGUCCCCUUUAUCUUUUUGGUCUUAACUAUGCCAAUUUCAUUAGAAUUACCUGUAUCGAAAAUACUGCCUUUUACUUACUGAAAGGUAUUUUAGCGAGGUUUAUGUACAGCAUCAAGUAAAGAGUAUUUAGCAUUUCUCACAUUUUAUAGAUGAUCUUUAAGAUCAGAGGCUUUUAAAAUUCAGUGUGACGAGAUAUGUUAGCAGACUUUGCAGGUGAAUUCUUACAAGGUCAGGCUGUUAGAAUGCAGGAUUGUCUUUUAAAUAGGUAGUCAGAAACACAACUGUAGAACUACCGGAUGUGUGUGAUUGAUAAUGGUGCUUUUGCCAACUCAUGGAAGGCUUAAAGUAGGGGAGCUGUACCGUCAGCACAGAUCUGUAAAUUAUCUGGUCAUAAAGCUUAAGAAUUAAAAACAAAAUC